AUGGAGCUUCAGAAAGCUACAAACAGCUUUACGGAAGAAAAGUUUCUGGGCCAAGGAUCACUUGGUUCUGUUUACAAAGCCGAGUUUCCUGAUGGCCAAAUAUCGGUUGUUAAGAACAUGAAGAUGUCUGUACAGUCUUUCCAUGAAGAAGAAAAAUUCCUGGAUCUUGUUUGGACUCUGUCAAAAUUGAAGCACCCAAACAUCGUACCACUUCUUGGCUAUUGUGUGGAGCAUGGACAACACCUUCUUGUGUAUGAAUAUGUCAGAAAUUUAUCCCUUGAUGAAGCACUUCACAGCGGUAACACUGUUAGUCUGCCCUGGGGGCUUCGCCUCCAGAUUGCUCUUGGUGUUGCUGAAGCUUUAGCCUAUUUACAUACGUUGUCGUCUCCUGUUGCUCAUGGCAACUUGAAGAGUGCCAAUAUCUUACUCGAUGAAAACCUUGCUCCUCAUAUUUGUGACUGCGGGCUUGCUAUUUUGGGGCCACUUACGAGCGAUAGUCUUGAACUAAAGGCUUCAGAAGAUGCUAUUGGUGACACUGGCUACAUUGCACCUGAGCAUGGCCUACUAGGAUUUGAUAACACAAAGAGUGACAUCUAUGCCUUCGGAGUGCUGCUUUUGGAGCUCUUGACAGGAAGGAAAGCUUUUGAUAGUUCAAAACCAAGGGAAGAGCAAUCAAUGAUGAAAUUUUCUUCAUUGCGGCUUCAUGACUAUGAGAGUCUGGAAGAGAUGAUCGAUCCAAGAAUGAGAAUGUCUUGUUCCCUGAGGGCUCUCUCAAAUUUUGCUGAUAUUAUCUCCCUCUGUAUACAGCCAAGUAUAGACUUGCAGAUGUCUGAAGUCGUGAAGUCUCUCAGACUGGUUGAUGGCACUCCCAUACUCCAUGUGUAUAAGCGGAAAAAGAAAUCUUCAGUCGUUGUUUGAAACUUGAAGUGAUCGGUUUAAAAACUCUGAGAUUCUAAAUCCAUUGCGCCCGUUUGUAUUGUCAUCGGU
Molecule: messenger RNA, 987 nt
Organism: Fragaria vesca subsp. vesca
Lineage: Eukaryota; Viridiplantae; Streptophyta; Magnoliopsida; Rosales; Rosaceae
Product: protein STRUBBELIG-RECEPTOR FAMILY 2-like
Exons: 7
Coding region: 1-918 (305 amino acids)
Biological process (GO): protein phosphorylation
Cellular component (GO): plasma membrane
Molecular function (GO): ATP binding; protein kinase activity
Source: RefSeq, a predicted model, not a curated record